CCCUAGCUCAGUUCUUGUUUAUAUUCUUAGUUUAGAAUUUGAAUAUACUAUUACCGCUUGCAAGUUCUUAAUUCUUAAAGCUUGGAGCCUUUGUGUGCACAUAAUAAUAAAACAAAGAAGUUGACAUCAAAAUACAAACAUACAUAUAAAACAUUAUGGAAAUCCAACAAUUAGAAACAUUGUGCAAGCAGCUGUACGAAGCAACCGAUGCAAGCAUACGCGCUGAUGCUGAAAAGAGCCUUGUGUCUUUCGUCAAUAGCCAGGACGCCUUAGCCAAGUGUCAGCUAUUAUUAGAUCGAGCUGACUCCAGCUACGCACAACUACUUGCCGCAUCUACCCUCACAAAACUUAUACAGGGGAUAACUCUUGGACAACGCAUUGAUAUUCGCAGCUAUGCCCUUAACUACUUGGCAACCAGGCUUAAUUUGCAGCACUUUGUAGUCCAAGCGCUUGUAACACUUCUAGCUAAAAUCACAAAAUAUGGGUGGUUUGAUUCAUACAAGGGCGAAUUUAUAUUUCAAAACAUACUUGAGGACGUGAAAAAGUUUUUACAGGGUUCAGUUGAGCAUUGUACGAUCGGCGUGCAAAUCCUGUCACAGCUGGUAUCAGAAAUGAAUUCAAUUGUGGAAUUAGAUGCUAACUUAUCAUUUUCAAAAAAUCGGAAGAUAGCUACAUCCUACCGAGAUCAGCAACUGUACGAUACUUUUCUACUCUCCUGCUCUCUUUUGAUAAAUGCACGAGACAAUAGGAAGAAUUUAAAUUUUUUGGACGAAUCGCAACAGGCACUAAUAUCCCAAGUCUUACGAUUAACAAAAAACUGCCUGAGCUUUGACUUUAUUGGUAGUUCCACUGAUGAGUCAGCUGAUGAUAUGAACAAUGUCCAGAUACCAACAGCUUGGCGUCCUGCUUUUCUUGACACAAACACAUUAAAAUUAUUUUUCGAUUUAUAUCAAAUUUUACCGAAUGGUUUAGCCAGUUACUCACUUUCGUGCCUAGUACAAAUGACAUCUGUACGUCGAUCUCUGUUUAGUAACUCAGAGCGAACGAAAUUUCUGACCAACUUGGUUGAAGGAGUAAAAAAUAUACUCAGAAACUUGCAUGGUCUUAGCGAUCCAGAUAAUUACCAUGAAUUUUGUCGUUUGUUAGCGCGUCUGAAAUCCAAUUAUCAACUGGGGGAACUUAUUGCUGUUCCUUGCUACCCCGAAGCCAUAGAAUUAAUCGCGAAGUUUACGGUACAAUCGUUACAUAUGUGGCUCUUUGCUCCAAAUAGCGUGCACUACUUACUUACUCUAUGGCAGCGUAUGGUUGCUUCAGUACCGUACGUCAAAUCGCCGGAUCCACAUUUACUGGGCACAUAUACACCUGAAGUGAUAAAGGCAUACAUUGAGUCCCGUCUAGAUGCUGUACCUUUAAUUGUACGUGAUAAUAUGGAGGAUCCCUUAGACGAUCUUUGUAUGGUACAACAACAGCUUGAACAGUUAUCAGUAAUCGAGCGUUGCGAGUACAAUAAGACUUGCAACCUUCUUGUACAACAUUUUGAUCAAAAGGCACGUGAGUACGAAAAUCUCAUACAGACCCUCAAUGCGAACCCUAUAGAUAUUACGGUCCAUGAGUUGCAAUUGACUUGGUUGGUUUAUAUAAUUGGUUCGGCCAUUGUGGGGAGACUUUCUGUGACCACCAGCGAUGAACAUGACAAUAUGGAUGCAGAGCUUGUUAUUCGUGUACUGCAACUUAUGAGUUUAACCGACUCACGUCUUCCUCAAACUGGUUGUGAGAAGCUGGAACUGGCCAUUUUGAGCUUUUUAGAUCAGGUUCGUAAAAUGCAUAGCAGUGACCAGGCACAAAAAGCAACUGUUUACAAGCGGCUUAAUGAAGUUUUUGGACUAAAUGAUGAGCAAAUGUUGCUAAGUUUUAUAAACCGUAAAAUCAUAACUAACCUAAAGUUUUGGGGUCGUUCUGAGCAAAUAAUUACAAAAACUUUAGUGUUAUUAUCCGAUCUGUCAGUGCACUUUAAUUCAGUGCGCAAAUUAGCUCGCUUAGAGGAAGUUCAAUUCAUGUUGACACAUCACACAAGCGAACAUUUUCCUUUUCUUGGUACGAGCUCAUCUUUGAACGAAAUGCGUUGUCGGACAAUGUUUUACACAGCCUUAAGUCGUUUAUUAAUGUUUGAUUUGGGCGAGGAUGAAGAACGUUUCUACAAUUUUCUUACACCACUUACAAAUCAGUUUGAAACACUUGGAAAUGUGCUAAUGGAUACAAAAAGUUUUCCAAAUGAAGAGGUCAAGAAAGCGAUUAUUGGGUUAGCCCGCGACUUGCGUGGUCUAGCAUUGCCGCUUAAUGCUCGUAUUCAAUACACUAUGCUUUUUGAAUGGCUUUACUACACUGAUUACUUACCCAUAUUGCUUCGUGCGGUGGAAUUGUGGGCGCAUGAACCUGCUAUUACUACUCCUGUCUUAAAGCUAUUUGCUGAAUUAGUACAUUGCCGCACACAGCGUUUAGCCGGAAACGUAUCUAGUCCUAUGGGUAUUUUGUUGUUUCGCGAGGCAUCAAAACUUAUUUGCAUAUAUGGCAAUCGUAUUCUGCAUCUGGAGGUGUCAACUGAUCAACUUUACCCAAUGAAACUAAAGGGAAUAUCAAUCUGCUUCUUGAUUCUAAAAAAUGCGCUUGGAGGGAACUAUGUCAACUGUGGUGUGUUUAAAUUAUAUGGUGAUGAUACAUUACAUAAUGUUCUUGAUAUUGUCGCCAAGCUUAUUCUUUCAAUACGACAAAGUGAUUUAUUGGAAUACCCGAAAUUGGCCUCGGCUUAUUACAAUUUAUUAAACUGUCUAUCUCAGGAUCAUGUGACAUAUCUUGCCACUUUAGAACCACGCGCAUUUGUAUAUGUAUUGGAAAGUCUGACAAAGGGCCUUGCCGCACUAGAUUCGGCAAUUUAUAUCAGCUGUUGCACUAUUUUAGAUAGCAUUGUAUCGUACAUCUUUAAGCAGCUUCAAUUAAAAAUUUCAACAUUCCCAAACAAGAAGCUACGAAGUUUGACACGGGAAAAUUCACAAUUUCUUAAGGUCUGUUUAUUUUUCUGUGCCUACUACUAUUUUUUAUUUGUCUUUCUGAAUAAUCCCUGUAUAAAUGAAAAUCAACUAUCAGCAAAAUACUAGUAAGUGGGAAAUCUU
This is a messenger RNA of Drosophila montana, 3167 nucleotides long. RefSeq names its product Ran-binding protein 16 (gene Ranbp16). Gene Ontology annotation, cellular component: cytoplasm; nuclear pore. Bases 156 to 3152 code for a protein of 998 amino acids. Lineage: Eukaryota; Metazoa; Arthropoda; Insecta; Diptera; Drosophilidae. The transcript is spliced from 13 exons. Gene Ontology annotation, biological process: protein export from nucleus. The record is from RefSeq and is a predicted model, not a curated record. Gene Ontology annotation, molecular function: small GTPase binding; nuclear export signal receptor activity.